CCUCCUGCUCUGUUCACGCCACCUCGCAGCGUACAUCAUCCCUCACACCGUCUUCUCAGUCUACUUUUCCUACGCCCUCUCUUCAACAGCACAACGUUGAAUGCUACUCCUAAGUCCUACUAUCCCCCACCCGAAUAUUCCAUUGGAUCCUCUUCAUUUUCCCCGUCUCUCUCUCUUAUAAAUUAGACCGACCUACCUAAAAUCUCCCCGUAACACGCCACGCCCCCCAAACCCCCAAAGAAACAACAGCCGCAUCUGGUCAGAACUUAUCAUGAGUGAGAGCCUAAAAACAGAAUACCAACUUUGCGAAGAGCUUGGCCGUGGUAGAUUCGGGAUCGUCUACCGCUGCUUCUCUCCAUUAACCGGCGAAUCUUACGCCUGCAAAACCAUCGACAAAACCCUCCUCCUGGAUUCCACCGACCGUGAGUGUCUCGAGAAGGAACCCAAAAUCCUCCACCUCGUCGCCGGACAUCCCAACAUUCUCCACCUCUUCAAAAUCUACGAGGACGACAACUACCUCCAUUUGAUCUCCGAGCUCUGUUCUGCCGGCGAUGAUCUUUUCACCAGGGUCUCCAGAGGCCCGUUGAUGGAACCGGAGGCUGCCCAGAUUUUGAAGCAGUUGGUGUCUGCCAUCAGUUAUUGCCACCAUAUGGGCGUAGCCCAUCGAGAUAUCAAGCCGGAUAACAUACUUUUUGACACCAGGGGCCGGCUGAAGUUGGCUGAUUUCGGGUCGGCAGAGUGGUUUGGGAUGAACUGCGAGAGUGGAAUGAUGGAAGGGAUUGUUGGGACGCCGUAUUAUGUGGCGCCUGAGGUGCUGAGAGGGAGGGAGUAUAAUGAGAAAGUCGAUGUGUGGAGUGCUGGUGUCAUUUUGUACAUUAUGCUUUCUGGGGUUCCUCCGUUUUUUGGGGACACUCCCACGGAGACUUUUGAGGCUGUCUUGAGGGGUAAUUUGAGAUUUCCUCACAGGCUUUUCAGGUCUGUUUCCCCUGAAGCCAAGGAUUUGCUCAGGAAAAUGAUCUGCAAGGAUGUUUCUAGGCGGAUUUCUGCUGAUCAAGUUUUAAGACAUCCCUGGGUCAUCAGUGGAGGAGAGAUCAGAUCAAUGGCUGAUCUCACCUGAAAUCCUAAAAAAGGUGUAUCUACUAUAUAAAUAGAUAUAUCACUAUAAUAUCUCAGUACAAGUCUGAGUUCCUGUACAUAGACCAUCUAGAGACCAUAUCUGAGAGUCUGAAAGAUGGUUGUUGGGGAAAAGAAGGAAGAAAGAACAGUCGGCCGCAUCUUUACAGCUCACAGCCAAGGAUGGAGGGCUGUUGCUUCCCAUUUUGCUUUUACUUUUCCUCAGGUGUGGAGGAGCGGAAUCUGAGGCUGUAAAUAUAUGCGGAUGGUUAUGUAUUAGUAGUACUAGUGCUGCUGAGAGUGCAACUGUGUAAAUCAGAUGCUGAGUUUUCUUCAUUCCAUGCAACUGUGUGCCCCUUUUUCUUUUUCCAGCGUAAUGGGGACUAUGAGGUUGAGGAAAUUGAAGGAACCAGCACUAAUGCUUGUCUACCGUAUCUUGUUGAGCUGCACGCUUUACAAAUGUUUUUCCUAUAAUAAAGUAGUAUCUUGAAUCUUGAAGAAAUUUCCACAUCUUUCUUUUUGAGUUUGGAAUCUCUUGUUGGGAAGCAAAGCAUUAGCAAUAUCCUAUGUUGAAAUUCGUGUAAACUAGUCGUAGAAUUCGGAUAGCGAAAAGAUGAGGAAAGUUCGUCGUGUAACUGAUGGAUGUACGGGUUGUUGUACUGAUACUACCAAAGUUCUCUGUGGCGCCCAUCAAGGAGAGAUUGAUGGCUUUACGUCUUUUCCUUUGUCAAUUGAGCAUGAUGGACGCCAAGGAAAACCAGUUUUUGAAUGCGGAACAAAGGAAGUUG
Coffea eugenioides is the source of this 1901-nucleotide messenger RNA. Its product is annotated as phosphoenolpyruvate carboxylase kinase 2-like. Gene Ontology annotation, cellular component: nucleus; cytoplasm. The transcript is spliced from 2 exons. Gene Ontology annotation, molecular function: calcium-dependent protein serine/threonine kinase activity; ATP binding; calmodulin binding. Lineage: Eukaryota; Viridiplantae; Streptophyta; Magnoliopsida; Gentianales; Rubiaceae. Bases 272 to 1117 code for a protein of 281 amino acids. The record is from RefSeq and is a predicted model, not a curated record. Gene Ontology annotation, biological process: intracellular signal transduction; peptidyl-serine phosphorylation; protein autophosphorylation.